CUUAAAUAAUUGUUUAAUAAUUAAACACACUUGUUUAAUUAUAUAAAGAUAAAUUAUGUCAUCGAGGGAAGAUGAUUUAAUUGUGUACGGUAGUGGUUUGUUAUGGGAUCCACCGAAAGUUAAUAUUGCAAAAUAUAUGCUUGAUAGUAUGAAAAAAUAUGGACCGCAAAUAACACUGAUUAACGCUGAUAAUGGGUACAAACAAACUUUUGAUGAGUUGCGUUUAUUAUCAGUACGAACUGCAUUAGAAUUGCGGACACGUGGUAUAACCAAAGGAGAUGUUGUAGCAGUUUAUAGUAAAAAUUACACUAUUUCACAGUUACCAUUUUUGGCAACAUUAUAUUUAGGUGCCACAAGUCUUCUAAUUCACAGUACAUACUCCUUAAAUGAAUUGAAAAUAUUUUUAAAUAAAGGAACUCCAAAAAUAAUAUUCUGUGAUGACGAUUUUGAAACAAAAGUAAAAAGUGUUAUCAACGAAUUAAAUAUGACAAAUCAAAUAGAAAUUAUUAAUCUAGAUAAAGAAUUCCGUACCUUUACCGAAGAAAAAUAUGGCGAACAUGAUUUUGAAGUUGUGGAUAUUUCUGAUAACGAUAUAGCUAUUUUGGCUGGCACAUCUGGUACUAAUGGAUUAAUAAAAGCUGUACCUUUAACAUAUCGAACAUAUUUCAUGUCAAUUAAUACGAUGUUUGAGGAAAUGAAAAAGGAAACAUGCGAGGAGACACUUUUAAGCUAUUCACCACUCUCUUGGAGUUCUGGAUUUAAAAUAUUAGCACAAAGCAUAAUUUUGGGUGCAAGACGAAUUGUAAAACCAAAUUCAAUUUCUGUAGUUAAAGUAAUAUCGGAAUAUAAGGUAACCGCAAUUUUAGCACCAGCAAGUCAAAUUACAUCAAUGAUUGGACAUCCAGAUUUCAAAAAAUACAAUAUCAGUUCACAAAUUAAGAAAUUAUUUUAUAGCGGUUCACCAGCUACCGUCGAACAAGCAAAACUAUUCCGUCAAACAUUCCCUAAUGCAUGGUGUUUUAACGCUUAUGGUUCAACAGAAAUGUGUGCAACAAAUGCAUUUUUCCAUGAGAAUGACAAAUUAAAUGCUGAAAAGCUUAAUUCAAAUGGAAAAUUGGUUAACAAUACAAAUGGAAAGAUUAUAGAUAUCGAGAAUGGUAAUAUCUUAGGUCGUAAUCAGAUUGGUGAAAUUUUGAUACAAAAUCCCUACAUGAUGAAAGGUUAUUGGAAGGAUCCGGAAUCUACUAGGUAUGCAUUUGAUGCAGAUGGAUGGUUCCAUACGGGGGAUCUUGGAUAUUUUGAUGAAGAUGAUUGCUUGUAUUGUACGGGUCGACUGAAGGAAACCUUCAAGUAUAAUGGUAUACAGGUAAACCCUUUAAUAGUUGAGGAUAUAAUUCAAGGAUGUCCUGGAGUACAAAGUGUCUGCGUUGUUGGUAAAAAAGACCCUAUCUGUAACAAUGUCCCAGUUGCAUUCAUUAUUAAAAGAAAAGGUUAUGAAAAUUUAACGGAUAAAGAAGUUUUAAGUUUUACUGAAGGUAAUUUUUUUUAACUAUUUUUCCAUGCAGUUCUACACAAAUUUUUACUUCUAUUAUGAACAGAGAUUGUUACAGUUCAGUGUAAGUAGUAGAAAAAGAGUACAAUAAAUGUAUAUAACUGAUGAUGUCCUAUGCACGGGUAUGCUAUUAAAGAGUUACAAACAAACAAACAUACAUACAAGUGAAGUUAUUAUAAGCGUAUUAAAAACCCCGCGCAUUUCACAUUGGAUUUGA
Chrysoperla carnea is the source of this 1769-nucleotide messenger RNA. RefSeq names its product 4-coumarate--CoA ligase 2-like. The transcript is spliced from 7 exons. Bases 56 to 1549 code for a protein of 497 amino acids. NCBI's taxonomy places the organism in Eukaryota, Metazoa, Arthropoda, Insecta, Neuroptera, Chrysopidae. Gene Ontology annotation, biological process: fatty-acyl-CoA biosynthetic process; long-chain fatty acid metabolic process. Gene Ontology annotation, molecular function: long-chain fatty acid-CoA ligase activity. The record is from RefSeq and is a predicted model, not a curated record.